GGCGCGCAGAGCUUGCUGGGGGCCGGACCGUGCGCGGGGGCCGGCGCCAAUGGCGGCAGGCGGAGGGGGCGGUUGAGAGGAGCCGUUGCCCGUCGCGCCCAUUCAUUGCCUGCGCCUGCUGCCCCCGGCCCCGCUCGCCCGGCCCGGCGCGGCUCCCCGCCGCUAUGGAGGCGCUGAUCCCCGUGAUUAACAAGCUGCAGGACGUGUUCAACACGGUGGGGGCCGACAUCAUCCAGCUGCCACAGAUCGUCGUGGUGGGCACGCAGAGCAGUGGAAAGAGUUCUGUGUUGGAAAGUCUUGUGGGGAGGGAUCUGCUCCCACGAGGUACUGGAGUUGUCACCCGGAGACCCCUUAUUCUGCAGCUGGUGCAUGUUUCCCCAGAGGAUGGUCGGAAAACAGCUGGAGAUGAAAGUGACCCUGCUACAUGGAAAAAUCCAAGACACCUUUCUAAAGAGAUCAAUGCUGAAGAGUGGGGUAAAUUUCUUCACACCAAAAAUAAGGUCUAUACAGAUUUUGAUGAAAUUCGUCAGGAAAUAGAAAAUGAAACAGAGAGGAUUACAGGAAGUAAUAAGGGGAUCAGUCCUGAACCUAUUCACCUUAAGAUUUUUUCAUCUAAUGUUGUAAAUCUGACACUUGUGGAUUUACCAGGAAUGACGAAGGUGCCUGUUGGUGAUCAGCCUAAGGACAUUGAACUUCAAAUCAGAGAACUAAUCCUUCAAUUCAUCAGUAACCCAAAUUCAAUUAUUCUGGCAGUCACAGCUGCUAACACAGACAUGGCCACUUCAGAAGCACUUAAAAUUGCACGGGAGGUGGAUCCAGAUGGUCGAAGAACACUUGCUGUUAUCACAAAGCUGGAUCUCAUGGAUGCUGGCACUGAUGCUAUGGAUGUGCUCAUGGGAAGAGUGAUUCCAGUAAAACUUGGCAUCAUUGGAGUAGUGAACAGGAGUCAGUUGGAUAUUAACAAUAAGAAGAGUGUAGCUGAUUCUAUCCGUGAUGAGUACGGUUUUCUUCAGAAGAAGUAUCCUUCCCUAGCCAAUCGAAAUGGAACCAAGUAUCUUGCCAGAACACUGAAUAGACUACUCAUGCAUCAUAUCAGAGACUGCUUGCCAGAACUGAAAACUAGAAUAAAUGUUUUAGCUGCUCAGUAUCAGUCUCUGCUAAACAGCUAUGGGGAACCUGUUGAAGACAAAAGUGCCACUUUAUUACAGCUUAUUACCAAAUUUGCCACAGAAUAUUGUAACACUAUUGAAGGAACAGCAAAAUACAUCGAGACUUCGGAGCUAUGUGGUGGAGCCAGAAUCUGUUACAUCUUUCAUGAGACCUUUGGACGAACCUUGGAAUCUGUUGACCCACUAGGUGGCCUUAACACUAUUGAUAUUCUGACUGCCAUUAGAAAUGCUACUGGUCCCCGUCCUGCCUUGUUUGUUCCUGAAGUUUCAUUUGAAUUGCUGGUAAAAAGGCAAAUCAAACGUUUAGAAGAGCCUAGCUUGCGCUGUGUGGAGCUGGUUCAUGAAGAAAUGCAGAGGAUUAUCCAGCAUUGUAGCAAUUACAGUACACAGGAAUUAUUGAGGUUUCCUAAGUUACAUGAUGCCAUAGUUGAAGUAGUGACCUGUCUUCUGCGUAGAAGACUUCCAGUCACAAAUGAAAUGGUUCAUAAUUUGGUCGCCAUUGAGUUAGCCUAUAUCAAUACGAAACAUCCAGACUUUGCUGAUGCCUGUGGGUUAAUGAAUAACAACAUAGAGGAGCAAAGGCGUAACAGGUUAGCCCGGGAAUUGCCUUCUGCUGUGCCACGAGACAAGUCUACUAAAGCUCCAGGUGCAUUGACACCUGCCUCCCAGGAGACUGUUACUGCUGCUUCUGCAGAGGCUGAUGGCAAGGCUGCCCCUGGAGUGGGAGAUGUGUCCCAAGAGGCUGGAACAGGUAACUGGAGAGGAAUGCUGAAACCCUCAAAAGCAGAAGAGGUAUCAGCAGAGGAAAAAUCCAAAUCAGCUGCAGCCCUACCUGCUAGUCCUCAAAAAGGGCAUGCUGUAAACCUACUAGAUGUGCCUGUACCUGUUGCACGCAAGCUUUCUGCCCGUGAACAACGAGAUUGUGAAGUGAUUGAACGGCUUAUUAAAUCUUACUUCCUUAUUGUCAGAAAGAACAUUCAGGACAGUGUGCCAAAGGCAGUGAUGCAUUUUCUGGUGAACCAUGUGAAAGACACUCUCCAGAGUGAGCUGGUAGGACAGCUGUAUAAAUCCUUGUUGUUGGAUGACCUUCUGACUGAAUCUGAGGACAUGGCACAGCGCAGAAAAGAGGCAGCUGACAUGCUAAAGGCCCUGCAGCGAGCCAGUCAGAUCAUUGCAGAGAUUCGUGAGACUCAUCUUUGGUGAAGACUGUACCAGUCACGCUAUUUAUAUGGAUUGGAGGAUACACUGACUUGAAAAUUGCUAGGCAUGGUAUACGGAGUAGAAUUUUUAUUUAUGAACUCUUAUCUGUGUACUGCAACUGUGUAAAUCUGCUCAUGUAAAGACAGUUGGUUUGAUUUGCAAACAGAAAAAUAUGCUGUAUUUUGCAAAAUAAGUCAUAUUUAAUCCACAUAAUAAAUGGCUCUAAAUGUUUCCUUACCAGCUUUCUGGUGCAAAUUAAAGCAGACCAAGUCUACUGUCUCACUGACAGUCUCAUUUGAACUUGGAGAAAAACCAUUAAAGUUCCAGUGCCUGACUUGCUGAACAGGUUGCCUGUGGUUAAGAUGGACAGUGUAGUCUUGUGGCAUAGUUUAAGCUGCUUUUACAAUAGAAGUUUAAAUACUGUGAAGAGAAGAGAGCAUCACGUAUUUUCUUUCCUGAAUAUAUUGCAUGCACUAUGGCAGAUGGAGAUCAAUUUUAUAGUACAGUAGAGAUGUCUACCGUAUUACUAUGUAUGUGUGUCCCCAUUUUUUUCAGAAUGUUAAAACUGUGGACAAAACUUUGAACUUCAUUUAAUGGGGUUUCAGUUAGGAUAAAAUAGCCUGGAGCUUGCAGAGAAGUAGCAGCCUACUAAAAAGUGGGUGCAAAGUUAUUAACGUGCACUGGACCUUGUGUAUAAAUGUUGGGGAAGAUAAUCAGGUGCAAGAACACCUUCCCCUCCCUCUCUCCCGGGACCAAGCGCCUGGACCAUCCACUAGUAAAUUUGUUCUGGCAGAAUUGAAAAAUAAAAAUGAAUUUCAAAACUGUUAUGGGAUAGUAAGUGUUUCUUUUAAAAACAGAUUAAGUUGGUCUGGCAGAAGGGGAUCCCCAUAACUUUUUUCAGAUUUUGGAUUGUAUGACAGUAUGCAAAAGAGUCUGUGGGACUGGAAUUUUUACCAGUGAUUACAGCUACUUUUGAGGAAAUUUCACAGUGCUGUCUGCUUUUCUUUGUUUUUUGAAGACAAUCCAUUUUGUUUAGAAUCAGGAAAUGUUAGGUUGGAAAUUAAGUUGAUGAAUUAAUUAUUUUCUUAUGAUUUUAAUUUAUACAGGUAAAUAUUGAUCAUACUAACCUUUAAAGAGCGAACAUUAAAAUUUUUAUGAAUAAAAAUUUAUUCAAAUUCCAGCACACUCGCAUGUACUUUUCAAACACAUUUACUUUUUUGUAUGAAGUAAAAAUGUUUGUUAUAGUGUUGCUGAUGUUUUAUCUUUAACACAACUUGCAUGAAAAAUAAGACACUGCUGUUAACAUCCAUGGCUUGCUCUCAGUAAAUCAGGCCAGUAUAAGUGAGGCUUUUAUUCCCACAUUCAAUUCCUUCCCCAUUUCAUCAAUUAACAGAAAUGGAAUGCCCUUUCUAAGCUGCUAAAGACUGAAAAUUUAAAAGCUGUCAAGACCUCAGUUUCCAAGAAUGUCUGUCAAAAAUCUGUUUUUUGUCUUGGUAAUCUUCGGUUUGGCACCAGCAUAUGCACCAGGAGUUUUCUGAUAGAUGCAAUUUUUGGUUGGUUUAUGCAUUACUUGAAAUAAUUUAUGCAAGACAGAAAUACAUUCUGCAUUUUUUUUAAAUAGUCUAAAAAUUCACAGGGUAUGAAUCAUAUAUAAUGACUGUAACAGAAGUAAUUUUAAGUUCUCAUAUCUUGUCCAGAUAUAUUACCUUCUCAGAUUUAGGAAAUGUAACUAUAGCAAAUUCAGAAGUGCAAACCAGUUUUCAAGUAGAUUUUGAUCAACAGUGAAAGUUUUUAAUACUUUGUCAAAAACAUUAAAUUCCUAGUUGGAAUCCACCUAACAUCUUUCCUGCACUUUUGAUAUCCAAGAAAUGUUUUUAACAAGGCAGAACCUUCAGUAAGUGAACUGCUACCUAAGUUUUUAACUCCCAAAUGUCAAGUCAACAGUAUUGUCAAGGAAUGUGCUGACUUGUAAAGUUACAAAAUGCUUCAUAAAGCAAAUGAGUUCCGUUUAUUUAAGAAACUCUUGCAAGUGAUAACUGGCUGUGUAAUGUCAUGUGGAAAUUUCCAAAGUGUUAAUUUGUUUUUUGAAAUGUUACUUUUUUUUAAUUUCACCAAAAUUUUAAAUUUGAUAAUGUAUAAGUGCCAAGAAAUGAAUUUGUCAUCCUCAAUGCAAAUCUUUAAAUAUCCAUGCUGUAACAAUCCUUUUAUUAAAUAAACAUAUAAUAUGCAAAAUUAAUUAUCCCAGAAAUAGAGUUUUGAAAUGAUUUGUAGUUCAGGCAGCAGGAAUAUAUGCUCUUACAAGUUUAUAGUAUGAUUAACUAUAUUUUUACAGCCUUAUGUUUGCACUUGCCCUCCUGUAAUUCUACAGAGUUAGUUCUUGUAUGGUAGCAUAAGUAAUAGUGCAUACAGGCUGCUGGUGGCUAUUAAUGGUUUUUAAAAAAUGAUGUGUUGUCUGGAAUUGGACUGAAAUACUUAAAAUGCUACUAUUGCUCCCAUCAUUAGAAGAAAUGAGGGGGAAACUAUGGAAAAAAGUGUAAUGAAAACAGCAACUGAGUAACUCCUGCUAGGUUAGUUUGCUCACUUACAAAUCUCUAGUCUGCCUUGAUUAAUUUAAACCUGGUGUUUUUGUCAUCAGUGAGCAUCUUUCAGCUAACUUGAAGAAAAAAACUUGCUAUUCAGUGCAACAUACAACCAUGGGGGAGAAUAACCUCUGUAGCCAAAAGUUUAGAUUAGUAAAUGUUUGGUGUUACCUGAAGUAUGUGUGGUAUGCCUGUAAAAUAAAAGGUAGUAUUGAGUGCUUGAACAUAGCCUGUCACUAAAUUACUUGGGUUUUUUAGUAGUCCAUUUCAAAUUUCACUUUCACAGUGGAAUUAGAUGGGUUUUGGAAGUGUCUGUGCUGCAAGAUUGUAACCUCAGAUUUCUAAAGCAGACAUAACAAAAUAUAAGUAAAACUUGCCUGUACUAUAUAUUUUGUGGAUGACUGGCUUUGAGAGAUGCUAGACUGGAUAUAUUGCAAGCUUACACUCCUGCUUUAGGUAAGUUGUUUCCCUUGCUGUAUUCCAUGUCUGCUGUGACCCUAAUAGUAACUUGAAUUGACUUCUCUUGAGGAAUUUUUUUCCUCAGUUAACAUUCUAGCUCUGAGAGCAGACUGCUAGCAUUUUCAGUAGAUACUGAAGUUCUCAAAUGCAUGUGCUUUUGUAACUUGUAGCCAGUCAAACUCUUUGCUUUGAGAGAGUCAGGUGAUUGAUACCUCAGAGCAUAAGAGCAAGGCUGAGUAGGCCAAAUGAAUGUUUUUAUGCCAAAGUAGCUAUACUUUUUAAACUAGUGAAAGCGUUUUUAUGCUUGGAUAGCUUCCUCUUAGCUUGCUUGCUGCAUGCCCAUUUACCCUUUAGCUCUUCAUUGUGAUAGCUUUAUGAAGUUAAGCACUGCUUCAAAGCAGCUACUGUUAGCUACCACAACAAUAGUGUUCAUAUUCAAGUCCCCUUGUUUGCAGUCUCUCUGGACAGUGUGCACAUUUCUGUAAAACAACAACGAAAAAAAUACAACCAGCCAACAACCCUCUGGCUCCAAAUUGUUUGUUUUUUGCACUUCUCAACCACACAUUUGUAGUCACAGUAAAUACUGAAAUAGUAGUAUCACUUUCUGCUUAUGUUUGAAUGGGUUGUGUCUUCCAAUAAUCACUUGACCAUAGCUGUUUUGGGCGUAUAUGAGGAGUAGACCUAGCCUAAGAAAGAAUACUAGAUUUUCAGUCAUCCUGGAUUCUGGCUUAACUGUUCUACCACUCAGGCAUAACACCCUGUAGAGAAAGCCAACAGACUGUCCAUGAAAAAUAGUGGUUGUGUUCAGCUUUUUCCUUAGAAAGAGUCAGGAAAAGGCUUGGAUUGCUAAGGGUUGGUCAGUAGGAAGCACAGAGUAAACUUCUUUGAGUUGAAUCUUAUUAAAAAUGUUGUAUACAAAGAACUUACUUCAUUCCCUUUUUCUAUUUUGUGUGUAUUUGUAAAAAUAAAUAAAAUCCUUUUACUACUUUA
Dromaius novaehollandiae (emu) is the source of this 6397-nucleotide messenger RNA. RefSeq names its product dynamin 1 like (gene DNM1L). Bases 165 to 2372 code for a protein of 735 amino acids. Gene Ontology annotation, cellular component: membrane; mitochondrion; cytoplasm. Gene Ontology annotation, molecular function: GTP binding; microtubule binding; GTPase activity. Gene Ontology annotation, biological process: mitochondrial fission; mitochondrial fragmentation involved in apoptotic process. The transcript is spliced from 20 exons. Lineage: Eukaryota; Metazoa; Chordata; Aves; Casuariiformes; Dromaiidae. The record is from RefSeq and is a predicted model, not a curated record.